AUGGGCCGCCUCCGAGGCGGGUCCGCGUGCGCUCGGGCCAUGGCGCGCUUGGGCGCGGUGCGCUCGCACUACUGCGCGCUGCUGCUGGCCGCGGCGCUGGCGGUGUGCGCUUUCUACUACCUGGGCUCGGGCCGGGAGACCUUCUCCAGCGCCACCAAGAGGCUGAAGGAGGCCCGAGCCGGGGCCGCCGCGCCCACGCCGCCGCCCGCUCUCGAGCUGGCCAGGGGCUCCGCGGCGCCGGCCUCGGGCCCCAAGGCCAAGAGCCUGGAGGGCGGCGUGGUGGUGCCGGUGGACUACCACCUGCUGAUGAUGUUCACCAAGGCGGAGCACAACGCGGCGUUGCAGGCCAAGGCCCGAGUGGCGCUGCGCUCGCUGCUGCGCCUCGCCAAGUUCGAAGCGCACGAGGUGCUUAACCUGCACUUCGUGAGCGAGGAGGCCAGCCGCGAGGUGGCCAAGGCCCUGCUGCGGGAACUCCUGCCUCCCGCCGCCGGCUUCAAGUGCAAGGUCAUCUUCCAUGACGUUGCUGUGCUGACGGACAAGCUCUUCCCCAUCGUGGAGGCCAUGCAGAAGCACUUCAGUGCUGGCUCAGGGACCUACUACAGCGACUCCAUCUUCUUCCUCUCCGUUGCCAUGCACCAGAUCAUGCCCAAAGAGAUCCUGCGGAUCAUUCAGCUGGACCUUGACCUGAAGUAUAAGACCAACAUCCGGGAGCUGUUUGAGGAGUUUGACAACUUCCUGCCAGGUGCUGUUAUUGGCAUAGCCAGAGAGAUGCAGCCUGUGUACAGGCACACAUUCUGGCAAUUUCGCCAUGAGAACCCCAAGACCAGAGUUGGGGACCCUCCCCCUGAAGGGCUCCCUGGCUUCAACAGUGGAGUAAUGCUGCUGAACCUGGAGGCCAUGCGUCAGUCUCCACUCUACGGCCAUCUGCUGGAGCCUGCGUGGGUACAGCAGCUUGCAGACAAGUACCACUUCCGGGGCCACCUCGGGGACCAGGACUUCUUCACCAUGAUUGGCAUGGAGCACCCCGAGCUCUUCCACGUGCUGGACUGCACCUGGAACCGGCAGCUGUGCACCUGGUGGAGGGACCAUGGCUACAGCGAUGUAUUCCAGGCAUACUUUCACUGUGAGGGCCAUAUCAAGAUCUACCAUGGAAACUGCAAUACCCCUAUCCCGGAGGACUAGGCGCCAGCUUACGCACUGUGCCCAUGGGGCUCCUGGGCCUGGGGAGGAAAGAGUGACUCUGC
This is a messenger RNA of Acomys russatus (golden spiny mouse), 1244 nucleotides long. RefSeq names its product xyloside xylosyltransferase 1 (gene Xxylt1). Gene Ontology annotation, molecular function: UDP-xylosyltransferase activity. Bases 1 to 1182 code for a protein of 393 amino acids. The transcript is spliced from 4 exons. Lineage: Eukaryota; Metazoa; Chordata; Mammalia; Rodentia; Muridae. The record is from RefSeq and is a predicted model, not a curated record.